AUGCUACAGAAAUUAACUGGUGAAGACAUACUGUCAGAAGAUGAAAAUUCAGAUAUGCAUCUUGAUAAAGAUCAAAUAAAUUCAUUAAAGGAAGAUAAUAAUAGAGUGUUGCAAGGUGAUAUUUCCAUAGUAAUAUUCUUUAAUGCGAUCAAAAAUAUUCCAAAUAAUCUAAGCUUUCGUCAACAAUUUAUUAAUAUAACAUGUGAAUUUACUGAUGUUGAAAAAAUUCAAAAUGAGAUUUACUCGAGCAUUGAUAAAGACUUUGGGAAUGAUCCACAAGCUCAAACUUAUAUUGCUGAGAGACAUGUAUCAGAUAUUUUAGAAAUUGAUGAUAGUGUAGAAUUCAUGUCUGCCAUAGAAAAGAGUAUUAAUGAUUUUGAUAAAUAUAUUCAGACUUCAAAAAAUAAGGAAAUCGUGUAUUUAUAUACUCAAUUUAUGAGGAAAUAUAUAGAUAAAGUUUCUAAAUUACCUAAUAUACACGUGUAUCUUACAGAUAAAUUAAUUGAAAUUUACAAAUUUGCCAAUGAAUCAAAUUUAGCAUCAGAGAAAUUGUAUAUUGAUUGGAUUGAUUGGAUGUUGUUGCCAGAAAAACUUUGGAAUAGAAGAAUCAGGAUUAAUGAUAACAUAUCAUUUGAAGAAGGAAAUCAAGAUUUUUCAAAAGAAAAAUUGUAUGAAAUUUCCAUGGAAAAGAAUCCAAUUUCUUCAGUAUUAUGGGAUUCCUAUCUUAAUUGGAUUCAUAAUUCAUGGAAAAAUAGAAAUAUAAGCAAUAAUGACAUGGAAAAUCUUUUAAUGUCAUCAACUCUUAAAAUAUCAUCUAUGCCAUUUGUUAUAGGUGGCAUUGAAAAAGUUUGUGCAUUAUAUAAAAGGUGA
Entrophospora sp. SA101 is the source of this 870-nucleotide messenger RNA. NCBI's taxonomy places the organism in Eukaryota, Fungi, Glomeromycota, Glomeromycetes, Entrophosporales, Entrophosporaceae. The record is from the annotation of a GenBank genome assembly.